This is a messenger RNA of Cyclopterus lumpus (lumpfish), 3177 nucleotides long. RefSeq names its product hyaluronidase 2b (gene hyal2b). The coding region runs from base 148 to 1578 and encodes 476 amino acids. The transcript has 4 exons. The record is from RefSeq and is a predicted model, not a curated record. Gene Ontology annotation, biological process: carbohydrate metabolic process; hyaluronan catabolic process. Lineage: Eukaryota; Metazoa; Chordata; Actinopteri; Perciformes; Cyclopteridae. Gene Ontology annotation, molecular function: hyalurononglucosaminidase activity; hyaluronoglucuronidase activity.
ACUGAACUGUUAUUGCUCAACGUCAUCGUCGCUCGUUCCUUCAUUUCUAUUCUCCUUAUCUUGCAGAUUUGUAUAUCAUCAACAUGGAUUGAAAAGACUUUUGUCUUUCACAUGGCAGCGAAAGAGGUGAGAAGGUGAGCAGUGACCAUGGAGUCUGGAUUUCACUCUCUCUUCGCCACAGCUGGCCAGCUGCAGUGGGUGCUUCUGUCUCUGUUAACAACGUGGACCGUCGUGUGUUCAGCAGAAUUGAAGCAGACAAGAUGGCCAUUAUAUUCACAGAAGCCGGUUCUUCUCGCCUGGAAUGCACCGACACAGGAGUGUGCCCCGCGACAUGGCGUUACUUUGUCUUUGGACCAGUUUGACAUUGUGGCAUCCCCCAAUGAGGGCUUUGUAAGGCAGAACCUCACCAUUUUUUAUAAGGAGCGCCUUGGAUUGUAUCCCUAUUAUGAGCGGGGAGGCACUGCAGUGAAUGGAGGCCUUCCACAGCUUGCCAGCCUCGCUCAUCACUAUGAAAAGAUGCCUGAAGGUUUGCAAAAAUAUAUACGUGAGCCAGAGGCAAAAGGUUUGGCUGUAAUCGAUUGGGAGGAGUGGCGUCCAUUGUGGAUCCGAAAUUGGGACAUUAAAGAUAUCUAUCGAAAUAAAUCCCGUGAAAUGGUGGCCAAAAAGAAUCCUAAGUGGACCCCGGAACAAGUGGGUAAAGUUGCACAGCAAGAAUUUGAGCUUUCAGCUCGCAAGUUUAUGCUGGAGACUAUGAAACUUGCCAAGAGUUUGAGGCCCAAUCAACAAUGGGGCUUCUACUUGUUUCCAGAUUGUUACAACCACGACUACAGGAGUGGCCUGAAGAACUACACUGGCCGCUGUCCUGUUGUGGAGAUGGCCCGCAAUGAUCAACUUAACUGGUUGUGGAUGGAAUGCACAGCCUUCUUCCCAUCUAUAUAUGUGGGUUCUGUACUCGCCUCCACAAAUGAUGCAUGCCUUUUUGUACGAAACCGGGUAAAGGAGGCGAUGCGCCUGGCCUCUGUUGGAGAUGGAUUAGCACGGCCUGUUUUUGUUUAUACCCGCCCUACUUACAUCAAUCAGAUGACCCUCCUAACUCAGAUGGAUCUGGUCUCCACCAUUGGUGAGAGUGUUGCACUUGGAGCUGCAGGUGUGAUCUUCUGGGGCGACACCUCUUAUGCAAGCAGCUAUGCCAGCUGCUCCCUCCUGAAUAAAUAUCUUCAGGAACAACUGGGCCGGUACCUCCUCAAUGUGACUACAGCAGCAGAACAGUGCAGUCAGGUGGUAUGUAAAUCCCACGGCCGCUGUCUACGCAAAGUACCAGAUGAUGACGUGUACCUGCAUCUCAGUCCCUUAACGCACAGCAUCACCAGUCAGGGUGGUCAGCUGAAGGUUACAGGCGUGCCUAGCCAAGCCGAGCUGGCGCUUUUCCGCACACACUUCCAGUGCCAAUGCUACAGUGGGUACAGGGGUGAGGCCUGUGCUCAGAAAGAAAAAGGGCAGAAUAAAGCCUCCUCUGUCUUAGGGACCUGGCCUCUUUGCCUUUUACUCCCACUAGGACUCCUCACACUGCUACACUGAGGAAACUGAGAAGCCCAAACUAUUCACUACUUCUGCCAGCCCUGAAAAGGACAAAUCAGACUUUUCAACAUAUAGGUUGUACGUUACAGUGCACUAGUGAUGAUGCUGAAUGAUGAUGCAUUGUCAUCAGAGAAUAAUUUAUAUUGCAUUAUGUCAGAUCUCCAUGCUCCAUGCUGACCCUGGCCUCCAGAAGAAGAGAUCAUCAUUCCACAUGGACUGUAUGUGACUAUAGUGUAAUUAUGGGGCUUUUUCCCACAGAGAAUGAAAUGCAUCAUGAAAAAAGACUGCUUAACCGUAACACUUUUUUUUUUACAAUGGACACCAAAAUACAAUAUGAGGCUGAAGCAAAAAUGUUGAUGCCCAGCAGCACACAGUAUUCACAAGUUGUUGUUGUUGUUGUUGUAUUCUGUAAUUGGAUAUUUCUGCCCACUUUAAACAUGAUUGUUUCUGUCUGUUGAUUAAUCAAGCUGUUAAGUGGUAGCCUUAUGAAUGAAAUGUAAAUAGUGCAUUAUGCCAGAAGGUGAUACAUUAUGAGAAAUGGAGCCUAAAGAAACAACAUGGCUGGACCUGCCUGUUUCAGUUCAAAAUUGUGUCUUAACUGGGCUACAAACUACAAAGUGCUCUUUUUUAUGGUUGCCUUUGUUUACAAGUUUUGACUAUUGAGGUUUUUCCAGCAGUGUUUAUCUCAGGCCUCUGCUGGCGCUUUACAUUGAUAUGAACUCUUUAGGCAUACCAGUUUAAAUUUUAUUCCUAAAGGAAAAUGUAUGUAUAGAGGAACGGGUGGACAGACCUGAAAAGAUAAAUGGACUUGCAUUUCCAUAGCAUCUUUCUAGUCUUUCGUCCACUCAAAGUGCUUUACACACAUUCAUACACUGAUGCAAGGUGCUAAACUACUCAUCAGGAUCAAAUAUCAUCAUUCUCACACACACACACACACACACACACCAAUGGUAAAGAAUUCACAGACUGUAUCUUGCCCAAAGACAUUUCAACAGAGCUGGGGAUCAAAAAAACAAAUUCUUCGACAUAAAUGCCAAAAAUAUUUCAAUUAUAUAUUGUUUUGUUCACUUCAUGCCAUUGACAACAUUCUUAAAUAUGUAAGGGAUCUGUUCGUUUGUGUUUACGUUGAAAAAAUGUGGCUGAUGCCAUUCAGCUUCCCUAACCAGGUUUUCUUUCAACUCUCAAAUAUCCAUAUUAGCCUCAGAAAACCAGCAUUGCCCUGGCUCUAUACACAAUUAUCAGUUUAGAUUUUUUUUUGUGUAGAGACAAUUUGUUGAUUGCAACUACUGUAGGUACAUCUUCAAAUUAGUUUAUUGACAAGUACAUAUACUUUCUAGUGUUUCAUAUUUAUACAGUAGAUUCUGUAUUUAUUCUCUAUGACAUUGCUCAGAAAAGUAUUCAGCUACCUAAAAUAAGUUAUGUUUUUCAUAAACUGAACAAUUUGUACUAUUAGUAUUGUGAUAGAACUUUUGAAUUAUGCUGCAACCAUUUUAAAAUACAGCACUUUAACUACUUUUGUGGAGGUGGAUCUACCUUUAUUUAAUGUUAGAGAUUUAUUCCACUGUGAAUUUUGUCUAAAAAUAAAUGCUUCUGAUUGUU